Bacillus rossius redtenbacheri is the source of this 11073-nucleotide messenger RNA. Its product is annotated as cyclin-dependent kinase 2-associated protein 2-like. Bases 625 to 966 code for a protein of 113 amino acids. Lineage: Eukaryota; Metazoa; Arthropoda; Insecta; Phasmatodea; Bacillidae. The transcript is spliced from 2 exons. Gene Ontology annotation, cellular component: cytoplasm; nucleus. The record is from RefSeq and is a predicted model, not a curated record.
CGGCCAACCUAGGGUUUAUUUAUUAAUAUUUGUAUUUCCCUGUUUAUUUUAAUGUAGCUAUACUAACCUAACUAACCAUCCAAAGGGUUUUAAAGUGUUUUAAUGUAGCUAACCUAUCCGACCACUUUUAAUAUUUCAAUUCAUUUUUCCUGCGCAAAAAUAAAUAAAUCCCGAGGUUGGCCGAAGGUGAAUAUUCGGGUGUAAUCGGGAAUGGCAGAACUUAAUGUGGAUCUUAGGACUCUCACGUGAACGAAUACAUGUAAAAAGAAACUUACGUGAGUUUAUUCUGUUCAUCCUUUGUCCCGGUUUGUUAGGUCAGGUCAGCUACAUUAUAAAUACUUAAAACUAUACAACAUGUAAAAUAAAUUGAUAUUAUUUUUAAUUUCCGUUUAUUUUGAAGUAUUUAUAAUGUAACUAACCUUACCUAAUGAAAAAUUUCUGUUAUUUAGACAUUCAGGCGCACACGGCAAAAAUAUGAAAUGGCAACGGUCAAAUUAUUACACACGUCUGGUAUAGCCGCAUGAGUGCACAUGAUGAAAAUUAAAAAAUUCGAUAUCUCCAAAAGUAUUUGGAAUUUCUUAUCUCAGCCGGGUUUAAUGAAAAGAGGAAGUUUAAGAGCACAGAAUGAAGAACCGUGGAGCGAUGGACGAGGACCUGUCCGGUCUGGAUUCGCCCAUGCUGGCGAGCCCCGCGGAGCUCCCCGCGACGGCGGGGGUGUUCCCUGGGACAGUGCGCCUGCCCCAGCACUCGCCCGGGGUCCCGGGCGGGGCCGGCGGGCUCCCCGCGCCGCCGGGCCAGUCCAAGUACGCCCAGCUGCUCGCCGUCAUCGAGGAGAUGGGCAAGGACAUCCGGCCCACGUACGCCGGCAGCAAGAGCUCGGCGGAGCGGCUGAAGCGGUGCAUCGUGCACGCGCGCAUCCUGGUGCGCGAGUGCCUCGUCGAGACGGAGCGCAGCGCGAGGCAAUGACCCAAGGGGCCCGGCGACGCUUCCUUCGACCAGGUCCUCCGCGGCCUGCUGGAGGACUGCGCGGGCAGGAAGUGACGUCUCGCUCCGCCGACCAUCGCAGGCCAAAUAAUUAGUCGGUGUCGUUAAGCCGAGGGUAGUUCUCCGGGUAGUCACCACAUCCGCGGUCAGUCCUAUUUGGACGUAGUUAUGCGAAAAGGAACCAACCCACAUGGAACCUAUUCUGAGUAUUUUGAAGUUAAAGUUAAUUAUAAAUUGUAAUUCUCGUAUUGAUAACAUAGUGUGGGUAUAUAAUUUUAAUGGUGUAGUAUAAAUACUGAUAUAAUAAUAGCGACGACUGUACGAUCAACCUUGUACUAUUUUAAUUUUAUUUUCAAAUAAAAUAUGCAAAAUUGUGGGUUGGUUCUUUUUUGCAUAACUACGUCCAUUUAUACGUUGAACCUCGCGUCUUAGCGUUUACGUUUCGGGUGGAAUCGGGUUGCCAAAGGUAUACAGUCUGUUCCGUAUUAAUAGGAUAAGUUUCGUGAUGCUGUAGUUAUGUUUGUAGUGAUCAGUAGGUUAGUUUCUUUAACCAUCGAAAAGUCUUCAUAAACCGAUGUAUGACUGGAUUACUAAACAGUGAUUGAAUUAUCAGUACAAAUGUUUAGUUAUGAAAUCAAUGUGUAAUGUAAUUUCAGUGCAAAAUUAUAGUUGUGUCCCGAUCUGUACACGCUAGCUCAUACUCAAUUACCUUCUAUGUCACAGUGUGAACUUCUCGCUGUUACAACUCAAAGGUGCCUGCUCUCAUUCCACUUUAGAAUAUUGAUAAAAGUAUGUAAUAAAUACAAGAUAUCUAAAACAUAUUGACUCUUACAAUGAGAACUACAUAACUGACAGCUUGAAAUGGCUUUUGAUUAUAAUAUUUAAACAUCUGGUACUCUGUUAAAAAAAAAAUUUAUUUCGAAGGUUGGGUGAGAAAAUAUCACAAUGUAAAUAUUUCACAGUGUUCUGAAAGAUGUUUUAGCACUGGUUACACAGUAAUACACAACUGCAAAAGACUGUUUUUUCACCUGAAUUUUUCAGAGGGCACAACUAAGGAUAAAAGUUUCAUUUCGUCCGAAAGUGAGCCAGAGUGUACAAAAGGGAGGGAGAAUGCAGAAAGAGUGAGGACUCUCUUCGAUUGGGACACUGGUUUUUAACAUGUGACUCACUGUACUUUAAAGACAACAAUCAGUAUUUAUUAGUUUAUAAAAAAAAAAUUUAAGGUCUACUAUGUGCAUAACUUUCAUUCAAAGUCUUUUUAAGGAAAAAUUAUUUACAGCAUAGCCUUUUUAUUUAAUAUAUACUAUGUAUGUUUAAAAGGUAUUUGCUGAUUUUUAAAUUUCAAAUCUGUGCUGUAAUGUAAACUGUAGCGCUGUACAAAUGUUGGACCGAGAAAUGUUUCAGCUCAUUAAUGCUUGCUCAGUUUUCGUUUAAUAUUGCGUUUGUACCUAUUUCUUCCAAAUUCUUGUUAUCUCCCAUAAUGAAGUAUUUUGACUAACAUUCUGUCAGUUUUGGUCCUUAUUUUAUUUGUAGAUUUUUCUGAGCACUCAACAAAGCUAAUGUGAAGAAAAAAAUGCUGUAGUGGUGUAAUGUUUGACAAGUGUAACGUUGAGAUAGGUCUUAAUUCCCACUGCACAUAGCAGAAGGUGAUCAUCUCCAAAAUGUGUACACACAUUUUGGUGUUGACUGCCUAGUAUGUUUCAGUUAGCUGAGACAGAGACAUUUAUUCAAAGCCUUGUAACUAACUGCACAUGUGCGUAAAAAAAAUGUGUUUAUUGCAGGAAAUGUCAUGACUGGUUUUAUUUUCAGUGUGUGGUACUGUAACAAUCCAACUGUUUUUCUAGUGUAUUUUUAAGUUUUGCUGCAGCCAAAGUUGUUAGAUAUAGAAUUACUUCAUAAUACGCUGAAAUUACCAUGAUAAUUGCAAGGAAUAGCAAUAUUUAUUUUGUUUAUAAAUUUAUUUUGAAUUAAAUGAUGAAAAUUGUUAUUACUCCUUUCUUGACUUUAAACUUUAAGUGAUACUUAUUUCUCUGAAUAGUAUGUUUCUCUACCUGCUUUGACUAUAUAUUUUGAAGAAAAGUAAGAUCUAAAUUUAUGGAAUGUAUAUUUUAAAUAAUUAUUUUCUGUUAAGCCAGCUAAUGCAUAUACUGUUAAAUAGAGAUGUGGUACAGUAAGUUCUUUAAAGGAAAAUAUUGUACGUAGUAUUUUGAAGUUUGUUGCAGAAUUAGUUAUGUACUAGAAGUUAAAAUGUUUUUUUCUGAAAUGUUUUAAGCUUUAACUGCUCUCUCUUUUUGUAUUGUUACUGAACAUAAACUCAGGUAAACUGACUGAUUUACUCUCAUAUGAAUAUAUUCAUACAUAAUUUUUUUUUCUCAGUGUAACAUCUUUGAUGAUAAAAUCAUAAUUAUAGACAUAUCAUUUUCUGAUGUCAGACAAUAGUCCUGAAUUAAGUUCAGGAAAAAUUUUAUUGCAUGUACUAAAAUUGUUGCAGUAGGCAUUUAGAAGACUCGUAUAAAUUUCCUAAACGAAUAGUCCUGAAUUAAGUUCAGGAAAAAUUUUAUUGCAUGUUCUAAAAUUGUUGCAGUAGGCAUUUAGAAGACUCGUGUAAAUGUCUUAAACGAUAUCCAAAUACAGUGAAAUGUCUUUAAUCCAUCAUUUUAUGAUUCAGCACAUUCGGUUGUCCGUCACCAACCAAGCGUACACAUUAGGUAUGUGCCAAUCAAAUCCUUAGUACUCAAAGGAAUUUAUAUUCGAGGAAAAAGUUUGAAGAAAAAUACUAGAUGAAAUAAAUAAAUAAAAUUUAAAAAAAUUCAGCAUUGAUAACAUCUGGAGUUUACUAUGUCAAUUUUUUUUUCUUCAUACCAUCCCCCAAGAUAUUGUACUUCAACAUGUACAGUAGACCCCUGAUUAUCUGGGUGCGGAUUAACCGGUUUGUGGGUUAACCAAAAUAUUUGACUAUUUUUUAUUUUUGUAAUCUAUUGAUGUGACUGAGCAUUUUAUGCUGUUCUUCUCGACGAAUAAUGCUGCCAAACAUAGUACAAUGCAUAGUUGGUAAGUGUUAGUGUGCAUCAUGAACUUUGAAACUGCUAGAGAAAAUUAUAAACGCAACCCUGUAAGCUGACCUCGCUUGUGUUCCAUGCAACCUUGUGAACCGCGCUCAGGUUAGCGCUGCCACGGCGAUUCUGCUCGAUGACUCAUGGGAGCGAUAACUGGCCUGCGUUAUGUUUAGGCAGCAUUAGAAAUUAUCAGUCAGUCAACCUAUUCACGUCCUUCAUGGGCUGUUUAUUUAUUCCCGACAACGCUCGAGUGUUCGGCCAACGUUUGCAUUCCGCCGUCCUGCGAGUCAGCAGCGGAUCUGGUGAGAAAAGCCAGAAACUGUCGGGGUUAGUUUACCUCACCUGCCAGGCUGCGCUGGUGGCAUACCAAGGCAUAAACACAUUUGGUAGACUACAGAGUCGGGAAUAACGUUGACAGGUUAAAUUAUCUUUCUAAUAACAGAAAACUCUUAAGUUUAUGUUUUUUUAAAAUCUUAUUAGAAUUUCUAUAUUAACAAAAUUAUUAUUUUGUAACCCAGAAAUGUUGUAGCACCUACUAAGGAAUGUUAUGCUCAAGCCGUAUUAUGUAAACAAUGUGUUUCGUGAAUUUUUUAAAUUUAGGUUCAAUCUUUUUUAUAAUUUAAAUGUAAGUUGUUUAAUCACAGUUUUUCAUUAGCAUUCUGUUUUCCUGGAACGAAUUUGGGUGUUACUACAAGGGCCGGUUGUUUGUCUCGACAGUCUGAAUAAAAAAUUUUAUUAAACCUUUUUUUCACCAAACAUUGCUUUAACCGUGUUUUUCAAUGCCAGUGAUUACCCCAGAUAAUCGGGAGUCUACUGUAAUUAUAUUAUAAAAAGAAUUAAAAUAUGUAUUGAUACUGGAAACUUGGUUUGUGAAACAAACAUUUAAAGGGUUGAAUGUAUCAACAUCAUUGUUAAUAUUUUUUCACUUAUUGUACAUUAUUUAUUUUUGAACCUUGAGACAUAGGUUCAGUUGUGAGGGGUAUAUUAGAGGUACUCCAGGAUUUGGAUUCGAGAUUCAAAUUAGAGAAAAUUGAGAUUUGGCCCAUUCCUAGUAUAGAUUUUUUUAUUGAUGAAUUACGGCUGUUGAACUUGGUAGCAAGGUCGCAUUACUUUGCUGCCUGAAUUUUUAGUUUGCCCAGAGUUUCCUGUUUUCAAGUGGGUUACAUUUCACAUUUCAUGGGUACAUUUCUGUAAUGAUUUUUUGAAGGCCACUGAUCAUCUGUGUUAUUUCUUUCUACAGAGGGCAGCCUAUUAACUUAUAACUUGGUUCUUAAAAAAAACCAAUUGUAAUGUAUAUUAAUAUUUUUUGGUAUUCCUGUAAAACUAGUGAUGUUCUGUAAUCCAGCUACAUCAUUAACCUGGUACCUAUCACUGUGUUCUGGAACGUGUCUUAUUGAAGACGUUUCACUGUAGGUGAUCUUGGUGAGGUUUUAAUGUUCCAGUAAUACAAACCGAACAUUCAGUGACAGAAGGUGUGAGAGCUAAGUUCACAAAUAGUUUGUUAUUUGGUAAAAAAGGUAACUUUUUUAGAGGGCAAAAAUCAAAGGAAGCAAAAGCAAUAACUACUGUUUGGAAAUAUUAAGAAGUAAAUUAAUAUUUGCAAAAUUUGAUUUUAUAUGGCAUGUUCGUACUGAAUUUUUUUUUUUUUUUUAAUGUCUAAAGUAACUGAAAAGUGGCUACAUCAAAUAGACUUCAUUUAACUUUUUUUGCAGUUUGAAAUACUGUACUUUUGAAAUGUUUUUCAUAAACAGUUUUCCUGCAUCGUUGAUAGCUGACAAAAUAGGUUUUUAGUAACACCUUUCAUUUAAACUCUAAUGUUGUUUUAACAUUCCAGAAGUGUGUGUUGUACGAGAUGUCACCUACUUGAACACUUAAGGGGCCCGUCUACCCAGGCAAAUAUACAGUACGCAGAGCUACAGAAGAAACCACGCAAUUUGAAAACUGCUCAAGAUACCAGAGUGGUGUCAAUUUAAGAAAAGUAUUUGAAAAUGCACUGAAAGCAGACAGGUAGUUAUGUUUCCGUAUUUUGUUUUGAAACUGUACAUUUUAGGAAAGUACAAAUGGCUGAUAGGUGUGAUUUCAGAGUAAAUUGUAGAAGUGAAACGCCCGGUAAUGAUUGUAAUUUCUCCGCUGUAUAAUGCUGUGAUCACCGCUCAAAUUUCAUAGUUGUCCUAUGCUAGAAGCACCAGCGAGCGUAGCGCUUAUCAUCCCGUCUCGCUAUCACAGGUACACCCCUGACUAGGCGGGCCCCUUAAGGAAAAGAAAAUUUAUCUGAAAUUGUUAACAGCUGUACCAAGCAGUUGGUGAGACAAGACUGUGUAAUGGUCGAUGAAAAGAGGAAUAACAGUUUUAUUAAUAUUGCAGGAUUCAUGCAAUGUAUUUGUUAACCAUUGUUUAGGGAGUAUGUUGCAUUAAAAUUCGUAUUUUAUAGCUGAUGAUGUUUAUGAACAUGCAUGUGAACACCUGUGUGAUGCCGUUUUAUAGGCUAGUGGACAAUCAUAUUUCCUACUUUCUGUGUGUAGAUUUGUCAGUUAUUGAUUUUGUAUUUGUACAUACAUCAAAUUAUUAGUGUCGUCAUCAUGUUGUAUACUUCCCAUUGGUUUGGUUGAGUUAUUGAAAAUUUUCAUAUGAUUCAUGUAUAGUACUGUAUAAAUUGAAUUUGUAUUUAUAUGAUUAAGUAAUACUGGGUUGUGAUCUGUGAUUAGUGCAGUAAUGUGAUUUAAGCUAGUGUUGUAAUGUAAUUAAUGCUCACAAACAUGUUUAGUAUGUUUAUAGAUAAUAAUAUUAAAACCUUGCAACCUCCAUACUCUAGAGGGAGAUAGAAUUGAGGGGCACUAUAUUUGAAGGAAAAAAAUUUUGAAAAUAAGUAUUUUUCUUUUUUAAAUAAUUUGAUUAGGUCAAUGGAUUUAUUUAAAAAAACUAUUUUAAUAAACUAUUAUGUUCAUUAUGUCUGGUUUACUUAGAUUCAUUAUGUUUUUAUCUUAUCAAUAUGAUUACAUUAUUUGUGAUAUGAAGAGUAAGACUCCUUUCUUGAUAUCUUAAUUUUUUACUAUUUGAGCAUUUUCAAAUAUUUUAAUUCUUUAUGCAAGGUCCACUAUUUUUAAACCUAUUAAUUACAGGUUGUGUUAUUUUUCUUAUUUAGCAAGCCAUUUGAUUCUUGUUUUAGAUUAAUUGCAAGGCCUUUAUGUUGCUCCGCUUGGUAAAUACUUUUGAAAUUUCAGAUGUUGUUGUUAUGUCUUUUGCAGUUAGUCAUUUUCAGUAAUACAGGAUGUCUACAGGUCACGAAAGUCACGAAACUAUAAUGGAACUGAAGGACUGGUAAUAGAAGUCACAAAAUAAACAAUAAAGGCGCAGUGACAGGUGAACAGGUUUAAGUAUUAAACAUAUUUACAAAUGCAUAAGUGUAUGGUCACACAGCAGGUGGUAUAAAGUAUGUUUGAACUCCAAAACCGUCUACUAUCGUCAAAUGAAUGUGUUGCGGAUCCUAUUUAUUUGAGCAAGUGUACCUCUAGGAAAUAAUUACGUCAGCAUAUUUUUUUUUUUUUUUUUUUUGCAGUUGCUAAAAUAUUACACGAACUUGUGCCAGGAACAUUCUCCAUCAUGCAUUUUUCGCAAAGGACUUUUUAUACUCUCCAACACUCAAGAGUCAGUCAGAGGCUUGUGUAGAAGAGAUGUCGUUCUGAACUACUUUGCCAAACUGUUUAGGAUGAAUGAGAAAGGGUCUCAAUCGAAACAUGUUCAGACUGUGUAACCGCAAGCAUAAGUUGAACAUGUGUAACCGUCCCAUAACGGUGCUGGAAGUCACGAAAUUUCUAUUUCCAGCAGGAAUUUGCUAACUUGCAUGUUAUUUUAUGCUUCAUUUUAAUUUAUAGUUGCACAUUUAAUUUAAAUAGUUGGAGAGACUGUCGAUUUAAAUCAUUUGAAAAUAUAUAUGAAAGUUUUUUAUCUUUAUAACAAAAAUUACCUUGUUCAAAUGAAAAGAUCAGUAUAUUAACUAAGUUUAACUUUGCAUAUGUAUAAACAUGACCCUAGAUUUAAAAAAAAAAAGCCUAAAAAAAUUAUUAAAAGGUUUUAAAAAAGUCCUGAAAUUGGAUCACCACAUAUUUGUAGACAUCCUGUCAAACCAUAUCAUAUGUUAUUGUAUUUACUAUUUUUUGUGAAAUUAAUUUCUUCCCCUUAUUGUAUGAAGUUCAACUGUGUACAAAACCCUAGUGCAAUCAUGAUGUGUGUGUAUUAUAAGAAACACUAACUAUAUCUCAUAAUAAAAAAAAAUGUUCCUAAAUAAUACCAUAGCAUAGCCUUAAAGUUGAAUGUAGAGGAUUUCAACUUAUUUUUGUCUUGUAAGGAUACAUUUAACCAGAGACGCUCUUAACAACUUUACUCAAAGUCAAACAGUAAAAUUUCACUGUGUUCAGUUAAUAACAAGUGUGGGAUUGUUUUUACAUCGUCAUACCCUGUCUGGAAAGAAAUAUUUAUCCAUUUGGAAUUACUUCAGUUUAGUGCUUAAUUAAAUCAAAAUAUUGGUUACUGAAAAUAAUACAUGUAUACAAAAAAAAAUUGGUAAUCUUAAAUUUAGACUGCAGUAAACAUAGCUUUUUCAAAUAUUGUCUUUCAAAACAUUUAAGGUGUAAGGAGAGAAAAAUCCAUUUAAGCAUAGCAUAUAAAUUGGUUAUAAUGUGCUAUGUACAUUUAAUAUAGCACAUAGUAUGGAGAUGUUAUGUUUACAUAAUGGUACUUUUUUUUAUAUCAGUCAUAUUACCUAAAUAAAUCCUAAUGCUUUGUUGGAUUUACAUAAGCAUUCUUUUUUUUUUUAAUCUUGCCAAAAAUGAUUAUACAUCCAAUGUUUAAAAAAAAAUAGACAGUGGAGGAAGUUAUCUUAAUCAUACUGGAAUGCUGUACUUCAGUUAAAAGCCAAAGUGUGUAUAAUAAAAAUUUUGAAACUUCCCACCCCAUGUUCUUCAGAGUUAUAGCCAAAAAAAAAAAAUCUCAUCAGCUUAAUUCCAAAGCACUAUAAAUGUAGUGAAAUUACCUUAAGUGAAUUGCAGCUCAGAUUCUUCAAUUAAGUGUGGUUAAUAUUUAAUUUGUUUAAGCUCUGAACAUGCCGUGGAAAUACUUCUUUCACGCUGGCACAUAUCUUGUAAAUCUAAGGUUUUUUUUUUUUUUUUUUUUUUUGGAAGUAUGACAAUGAUUCACAAUGGAUAAUCUUCGUUGCAUUUGGAGUUUCGUCCAGUCCGAUUCCAUAAACAUUCUAAACUAACCAUACUGUUCAGUGGUGAAAAUGUCUGAAGUUAGCAGCUUAGUCAUACUAUAAUAUGUAUUUUAAUAGGAUGAAAACCAUUGUACAUUGUUUGUGUGUUUGCAGUAGCUAUGUACUAAAUUGUACACUGUAGAGGACAUUAUUAUUAUUAUUAUUAUUAUUUGUGAUUUUAAGUAGUGAACUCCUGAGCACUUGGAAGAUUUAUGAAAUGUAAAAUAGUUUGUCCAUAUAGGGUUUGAUGCAAAUGAUAAUGAAAUGAUUAAUUUUCAUUAUUAGUUUAUUUAUUUCAAUGUUUUCCUGUGUCCAUAAAAGGCUUUAAAACCAUGAAUUAUUCGUCAAACGAACUAAGUGACGGGACAAUAAAAACGUUGGACUGUCGUUUGGACCAUGUUCUAAUCCUGGUUCAUCCAUCCUGACUUAAGUUUUUCAUAGUUCUCCUAAAUCGUGUUGUACUUCUGCAUAUGCUUUUCAUGAAUUUUUGUUUCUCUCAGUGUUUUGUUUAUAAUUAGUAUCAGUUUGAUGGAAAAGAUCCAUUUUUGUGGAUUACAUCAAUGAAAUAAUAUAGAAGGCUAACUAUUGACUGAUCUGUGUAGCCUCACCAUUACAAUGACUUGCACUACAAUGACAAUUGACAAUUGUCUGUAUCUAUAGCAUGUCUCAUAGCUUGCAGUGUGCAAUUUAAUGGACACAUACUCUAUUUCCAAUGCACAAUUUAUGCCAUUAGCACUGUUCUUAUUUCUGUGUUCUCUGUUGCUAGAUGUACCCCAUACAGCACAAAAGUUUUGGUUUGGUAUUCCAACACACAAAAAUAAGUUUAGGUGUUGAAUAUGCUACACCUGUACCCUAACUGUAUUACUAGUGCACGACAAUACAUGGUUAGUCCCUUAUUUUUUAGGAAACAGAUUUUGGUGUUUUAUCCAUGCCAACCUUUUGCCCAAAUUCCGCGCCUGCGCAGAGCUCACUUUUUUGGUGAUUUCGUCCAGUUGGCGGAACCCCUUCUGGCGCUGUUAACUCAUACAUAGUCCUUUUUACGAUCAUCAGGGGACGUACCAAGCAUGUUAGUGUACCGAAUGAAACUUUAUGAUAGCGAAACUAUUCUGGAAUACAUUUAGGUAAUAGUAGUAAGUAGACUCUAAUUGAGCAUAACAAUAAAUAAUCGCAACUUUAAAAUGUACUCCAGAAAAUUAUAUAGAAGGUGUUGAAACAAACCAGUUUAUAGCCUCGCACAGGGAAACGUUUAUUAAAAAGGUUCCAAUUGGUUUCCGUUCUGGAAUAUGGCCUGCGAGUUAGGUUACGGGUGUAUCCCAACAAGGCAGUGCUUAAUCGCUGCCUUACCCGAACAUCUUGAAAUACCAUCCUUAGAAACAACUUUAUAUUGUAAUGAAAAUAAAGAAAUUUUGUAAUGAGAAUUUUGGAAAAAGGUUUUUUUUUCCAUCAAAGAGUAUUAUCUGAUAAUAUUCAAUGUUUACUUCUAAAGUGCCGUAACAGAAAGACAUCUUGGUUUCACCCGCUUCCAUCAACAGAUUUUUUUUCCGUAAUUUAAAACUAGAAAUUUUGGCUCUGUUUGAGUAUAGCACAUAAUUAAUGAUAUGUCUAAUUAUUAAUAGGGAUGAACUGCUACAACUAGUUUUUCCUGUGAAAUAAUCAUCUGUGCUUAGAAUACAAUAUUUUUUUCUUUCAGAAUGACGAGGCUACACCUGUAAUAAUACUGCCAAUAGACAUAAUUUUAUGGUAUUAAAAGAAUUAACAAAUAGUAAAUUUUAUAAAAUCUGGCAA